CCAUUGCCCGAAACUAAUUUCAAUCAUUACAUAUGAUGGAGAAGGUAACCACCACCACCACCACCACGGGCACAACCGCACCCAUGGCGGCUAAAGUUAGCCCUGCGGCAAAGAAGACGCUUUUAAUCUUGAAUUGCAUCUUGUUAUCCAUCGGAAACUGUGGUGGCCCAUUGAUUAUGCGGCUCUACUUCAUCCAUGGCGGCAACCGCGUCUGGUUAUCCUCGUUCCUGGAAACCGCCGGGUGGCCGUUCAUCGUUAUUGUCCUCAUAAUCCUCUACUUCCACCGCCGUGCCGCCGGAAAAAACGGAAACAAUAAAAGAACAACGUUCAUCUACAUGCGUCCAAGAUUGUUCUUCGCGGUAGCCUUCGUCGGUGUGAUCACCGGUUUCGACGACUAUCUCUACGCUUACGGCGUCGCCCGCCUCCCCGUCUCCACCUCCGCCCUCAUCAUUGCUUCUCAGCUAGCUUUCACGGCGUUCUUUGCUUACCUUCUCGUGAAACAAAAAUUCACAGCGUAUUCAGUAAACGCGGUGGUGCUUUUGACCGUUGGUGCGGGUGUGCUGGCGUUGCAUACGAACAGUGACCGGCCGGAGGGGGAGACUAAGAAGCAGUAUGUGAUGGGGUUUGUGCUGACGGUGGCGGCGGCGGUGCUGUAUGGGUUUAUUCUGCCGUUGAUCGAACUAACGUACAACAAGGCAAAACAGGCCAUUACAUAUACACUGGUGUUGGAGAUUCAGAUGGUUAUGUGUUUGUUUGCUACUAUCUUUUGUAUGGUUGGAAUGAUCAUCAACAAUGACUUCAAGGUGAUUCCGAGGGAGGCAAGAGAUUUUGAUUUGGGGGAAACCAAGUAUUACAUAAUAAUGUGUUUUAGUGCAUUAAUCUGGCAAUGUUUCUUCUUGGGGGCCAUAGGAGUGAUCUUUUGUGCAUCAUCGUUAUUAUCAGGGAUCAUAAUUGCUGUUCUUCUUCCAGUGACAGAGGUAUUAGCUGUUGUCUUUUACAAAGAGAAGUUUCAAGCCGAAAAAGGCGUUGCACUCGUUUUGUCUUUAUGGGGAUUUGCUUCUUACUUCUAUGGAGAGUAUAAGUUUAUGAAAAAAUCCAAAGAUAACACACAAUCUACUCAACAAUCAAUGGAGUUGGCACAAGCUAAUUACUCUUCAGUAUAAUCUUUAAAUUGAAUUUGAUGUUGGAUUUCAAAUUAGCAAAACAUUUUAUUUCUUUUAAAAAUAGUUAUAAAGUGCGAAAAAUUGAGAUUUUUCGAAGAUAUCUUAUAAAAAUAGAAUCCA
Molecule: messenger RNA, 1283 nt
Organism: Lactuca virosa
Lineage: Eukaryota; Viridiplantae; Streptophyta; Magnoliopsida; Asterales; Asteraceae
Source: the annotation of a GenBank genome assembly